Messenger RNA from Theobroma cacao (cacao), 1013 nucleotides. Its product is annotated as EPIDERMAL PATTERNING FACTOR-like protein 4. The record is from RefSeq and is a predicted model, not a curated record. Lineage: Eukaryota; Viridiplantae; Streptophyta; Magnoliopsida; Malvales; Malvaceae. Gene Ontology annotation, biological process: guard cell differentiation; stomatal complex development.
AAUUUUCAACUUACUGUUCCCUUUCAAAAUCUACUACUACUGAUAGAGUUGUCAAAAGGAAAAAGGUCCAUGAUCAGGAAAGCAAGUGUUCCCUAGACCCUAAUCUGUUUGAUAAGAAAGGUAGAAUAACUUGUCUGUGAAGCAAGAUCUCUCCACCAAGACAUCUGGGGGGGAGAGAGAUUUGCGUAGCUCCUUUAUCCAAUUUGUUUUAUUUGUAUUUUUGAACGAAUAUAGUGGAUGGUGCUUUUCCCAUAUUUGGCUUUUUUCUAUAAGAUUGCUCUACAGAGUUUCCAAUUCCUAACUGUUCUGCUUGUCCUCUUGAACUGAGCCCUCCUCUCUCUCUCAGAAAGAUCGUCAUCGCAUUGAGAUUGGAGGGUUCUGAGGAAAAUGAAGCGAAGAACGUGUUAUUUUCUCAUUGUUGCUCUGCAUAUAAUAAGCUGGAUUCUAGCAUCAACCAGGUCUUUAGCAUCGCAUGAUGUUGCUCCUCAACAAGAUAAAGUUCCAGAGUUCAAGGGGGGUCCCAUUGACUCUAAACAGGGUCUUGAAAGCAAGGGUGGAGUCGUUUAUGGGAGCGAAGAAACAUGUAGUAGAAUGCUGGGAAGACUUGGAUCAAGGCCACCAAACUGUCGGCGCAAGUGUGGACGCUGCACUCCUUGUGUGGCCACUCAAAUUCCUGCAACUUCUGAUAAACUGGGAAUUCAAUAUGCCAAUUAUGAACCUGAAGGAUGGAAAUGCAAAUGUGGCUCCACUUUCUUCAAUCCAUAAAUGUCUGGGGUCAAUCCCAACAGCUUUUCUAGUUCUCCUUCUCUCUCUCAUUAUAUGUGUGUGUGUCUUUGUAUAUGUAUAUCUAUCUGCAUUGCCCCAUGUAGUAUACUCAAUUUCACUUUUAUCUUUCUUUCUUUGUUUCUGCUCUUUCUUUUUCUUCUUCUCUUCUUACUAAAAAAAAGGAAGAAAUUUUGGGUGUUGAUCUUCUAAGGUAGCUACUGAAAUACAUGGAAAAGAUUUCAAAUUCA